Messenger RNA from Ictalurus furcatus (blue catfish), 1908 nucleotides. It is a transcript of the gene gps2, whose product is annotated as G protein pathway suppressor 2. The record is from RefSeq and is a predicted model, not a curated record. Lineage: Eukaryota; Metazoa; Chordata; Actinopteri; Siluriformes; Ictaluridae. The transcript has 11 exons. The coding region runs from base 168 to 1172 and encodes 334 amino acids. Gene Ontology annotation, biological process: regulation of transcription by RNA polymerase II. Gene Ontology annotation, molecular function: transcription coregulator activity. Gene Ontology annotation, cellular component: transcription regulator complex.
CACCGCUGCACAACAACUCAAAGCUACACUUAGCAGACUAUAUACUAUACAUAUAUACUGUUAUCCAUAUUGUCAGUCGCGUCUUGUUAAGGAGAAGGGGACGGAUAUUUAGAGUUGUUUUAGGGAUUUAAGAGAAACCGGAACUGGCCCCUCCGCUCCCCGUCACCAUGCCUGCUCUGUUAGAGAGACCGAAACUGUCCAACGCCAUGGCCAGAGCCUUACACAAACACAUCAUGAGGGAGAGAGAGCGCAAGAGACAAGAAGAGGAAGAAGUGGACAAAAUGAUGGAGCAGAAGAUGAAAGAGGAAGAAGAGAGAAAAAGGACAAAAGAGAUGGAGGAAAGAAUGUCACUGGAGGAAACAAAAGAGCAGGUGCAGAAGAUGGGGGAGAAACUGCAGGGUUUGCAGGAGGAGAAACACCAGCUCUUCCUGCAACUUAAAAAAGUCCUUCACGAAGAGGAGAAGCGACGGAGGAAGGAGCAAAGUGAUAUUACAACACUGACUUCAGCCAGUUAUCAAUCCAGUAUUCCUCUGCACUGCACAGGACAGCACCUGCUCAGCUUGCAAGGCAGUCCUGUGAGUCACAGUAGACCUGGAGGUUUGUUGGCAGAACGUGGUAAACAGUUGUUUCAGACACCUGGUAUCCCUGGCCGUCACUUCCCUGGUCAGCCUGCUUUCACUUCAGGCUCUACUGAGCAUGCUCAGUUUUCAGCCAGCCCUGCAGUUCAUGAGGCGUACGCAGUCACCCAGACUCAGCACCCUUCCACCUAUGGCCCAGCUGCAUCGGUCCCCAUCAGCUUCUCAGGAACGCAGAUUAGGGCUGGUGCUUCAGCUUUCCAGACCAUGCCCUACCUGCCCCAUCAGCCACAGGGUUAUGCUGUCCACAGCCACUUUGCUUCCCAGCCAGGAUUCCUCCCCAGUGCCAGUAUACCCCUUCAGAAGCAGCUGGAACAUGCCAAUCAGCAGUCUGGCUUCACUGACUCGGGUGCCCUGAGGCCCAUGCAUGCGCAGGCUCUACAUGUAAGUGCUGCAGGACUGCUGCCUACACCUUCACUGGCUGUUCAAAUUCCUACCGUAAAGGCCCCAUUUCAGAGCUCUCCUCAGCCAGCUCCCCGUCACGCUUUCCUCUCCCACCCACAAGCUGGACAGAGAUUCUAUCACCAUAGCAAGUAACCAAAAGCAGACCACAUAAAAAAAAAUUCUCAACAUGUGGCCAGUAACCAUAAUGACCAUAACACUGGGUUAGAAAGGGUCAAAUAAUGUUUAUACCUCUGUACAGGUCUGAUUUGGAUGGUCUGGAAAAUGUACAUACACUUUUCAUGUAGAUAUUUUGUGGCUUCUCUUAAACGCAUUAUGUGGGUGAAAGGUUUCAUCUAGAAGCAUUACUCACUAGUUUUUUCUGUUGUCAAAAGUGAUUAGACAUCAUAGAUUUAAGACAUUUGUUCAAAUAUGAUAGAAUUGUCCAGAUAGCUCUUUUUGUUCAGACUGAAUAAAAAUACAUUUUUGUGUGUGAUAUUUAUUCAGUGAGUGAUUUUUGCAGAUCCUGUACUUAUUUUCCUAUUCACAGGACUGUUGCAAAAUAGAUGUAUUAGAUGCCAAUUGGAAACAUUUACGGAGACAGAUGUUUACCACUGUAGAGGAAGUUCCAGUUGUUUUUACACUAAAAUUAUAUUUGACAUCCAUGGCUAGAUUUUAUUUGUAUUGGAAAGUUCUUCCAUAAUUGAGUAUGAUUUUUGCUGUCACCUGGCCAAAAGCUGCUUCAAAAAUCAUUCGCAACCCUGAGGAAAACUAGAAAAAAGAAGACAUCUACCACGGUAAAAUGUCUUGUAGCUGUAUUAAUGAUUCAAGGGAGGCUACUCUGAAUAUUACAAACAAGGUUUUAAGGUUGGAGCUGAUUAGAAGGGACUCC